Molecule: messenger RNA, 1975 nt
Organism: Selaginella moellendorffii
Lineage: Eukaryota; Viridiplantae; Streptophyta; Lycopodiopsida; Selaginellales; Selaginellaceae
Product: SEC1 family transport protein SLY1
Exons: 2
Coding region: 75-1919 (614 amino acids)
Biological process (GO): intracellular protein transport; endoplasmic reticulum to Golgi vesicle-mediated transport
Cellular component (GO): cytosol; Golgi membrane
Molecular function (GO): syntaxin binding
Source: RefSeq, a predicted model, not a curated record
UAGUAAUGGCCAAAGCCCUAGCCAGUCGAAGAUAGAUCUAGGGUUUGUUUGGCGCGCAGCGGAGCGAGGCAGCCAUGGCGAUGUCGCUGCGCCACAAGCACCUAGAUGUUAUCAAGAGAAUGCUCAACCUCAACCAGCCGCUCCCCGCGGGCGGCACGGGCGACGACGCCGUGUACAAGGUGCUUGUGGUGGAUAAGUUUUGCCGGGACAUCCUGUCGCCGCUCAUCCACCUCCACGAGCUGCGCAAGCACGGGGUCACCAUCUGCUUCAUGAUCGACGUGGAGCGCCAAAACAUCCCCGACGCCCCCGCCAUCUACUUUGUCCAGCCAACCGCGCCCAACAUCCACAGGAUCAUACAGGACGCCGCCCGUGGCGUCUACGAGUCCUUCCACCUCAACUUCUCCUCGUCGCUCCCGCGCGCGCUGCUCGAGGAGCUCGCCAUGGGGGCCCUCAAGAACGACUGCAUGCACCGCCUCUCCAAGGUGUUUGACCAGUACGCCGAGUUCGUCACGCUCGACACGGCCAUGUUCUCGCUGGCGCUGCCCGACACGUACGUCCGGCUCAACGAUCCUAGCGCCCAGGACAAGGACAUCGAGACCGCCGUGGACGCCAUUGUCAACGGCCUCUUCUCGGUGUUCGUCACGCUCGGGGUGGUGCCGGUGCUGCGCUGUGCGCGGGGCGGGCCUGCGGAGAUGGUGGCGACGCAGCUGGACGCCAGGAUCAGAGACCACCUCGUCUCCAGGAACAACCUCUUCACGGAGCCGGGCCACUUUGGCACCUCGUUCCAGCGCCCCCUCUGCUGCAUCUUCGACAGGAACUUUGAGCUCUCGGUGGGCGUGCAGCACGUGUGGACGUACAGGCCGCUGGUGCACGACGUCCUGGGCAUGAAGCUCAACCGCGUGGUGGUUCAGGGGGAGGGCGCGGCUGCCGGCGUGGCGGGCAAGGGCGCGGCCAAGUCGUUCGAGCUGGAUGAGUCGGACACCUUCUGGGUGGCCAACAACGCUGCCGCCUUCCCAAAGGUGGCGGAAGAAGUGGAGGCCCAGCUGAAAAAGUACAAGGAGGACGUGGAGGAGGUGAACAGGAGAACCGGGGGGCGUGCCGACGUGCCGUUUGACGAGCAAGAGCUGCUGGGGAACACCAAGCACCUGAUGAGCGCCGUCAACUCCCUCCCGGAGCUGACGGAGCGCAAGAAGAUGAUUGACAAGCACACCAACAUCGCGACGGCGCUCUUGGGGGAGAUAAAGAGCCGGAAUCUGGAUGGCUUCUACUCGCUGGAGGAGGACAUGCUGACCAAGGGGACGGUUGACAAGACGGCGCUGCUGGGAGCCCUCAAGGGGAAGGGUACGAGCGACGAUAAAUUGCGACUUGGCCUCGUCUAUCUGCUGUCCAUGGAAUCCGCAGCGGGCGCAGAGAUCGAAUCUGUGGAAGCAGCACUUCGGGAGGCCCGGGUGGACGUCACAUCGUUUCUUUAUGUGAAAAGGAUACGGUCCUUGAACAUCUCGCUGGCGUCAGUGAACACGGGCAGCAAGAGCAACCUGGUGGACUGGCUCUCCACAACAGUGACAGCGGGCGUCAAGAACUUUCUGUCCGCGGGAAGACAAUUGGCUCUUACACGAACCGUGGAGUCUCUGAUGGAGGCAAGGCUGGCUCCCGAGCUGGAGUCUUACAUGACGCUGGAUCCGCGUGCUCCCAAAGGCUCUGCGCCGGGAAUUCACACCAAGGGCCCGUUCAAGGAGGCUGUCGUGUUCAUGAUUGGCGGUGGCAACUACUUGGAGCAUGGGAGCCUUGUAGAGCUGGGCCAGAGGUGCCAACCCGGCAAGAACAUCAUUUAUGGCUGCACGGAGGUGGUGACGGGCGCGGAGUUGAGCCGCCAGCUGGGGGUUUUGGGCCACAAGAUGGGAGUGGACGCCUCCGCGUAGAGGUGGUAGAGAGGUUUUAUGUAAGUGUUUUGUCAACAACGAGGGCUUCCCCGCAA